GUCAGUACCAUCAUCAUGUUGGACCGCGUGAAAACAGGGGAUAAGAAUGUUGGGGUGUAUUGGACAGAUAAGAAGGAAACCUUUAACCCGUUCGAGGUGGAGGUGACAGAUGUUGACCAGAGAGUGGAAUUCUCCACUUGGACUUAUGAACUGAGCCACAAAGACAAGAAAGCACCUCAGCCCAUCAAACAAUUCCGCUGCCCAUUUUUCACGAGUGAACCAACACUGGAGACUAUACCAACGCUUUUGACUGUACUGCAGAGUGUUGAAAUGUGGCGAGAUAAGGCUGGCGACGGACCUGUACUGGUUCAUUGCAGGGAUGGCGUGACAAAGAGUGGGUUGUUCUGCGUGGUUUGGACCGUGCUAGAAAGACUGAAGGUUGACCAGAACGUCAAUAUCCUACAGACUAUAAAGCAGAUGAGGAACAACAGACCGGAGAUUAUAACAGAUGUGGGUCAGCUUAACUUCAUCCACCAGGUCGUCAUGGGAUAUCUGGACAACUUCCAAACCUACGCUAAUUUCAGACCAAUGACAACAGUUUCGGAGGCGAUGUAAAAUAAGUUCAGCAAAGAUUCCACUAAUAGUUUCUACGCUAUGACUGGAUUAAUCAAAACUGUUUCUUAUUUCCAUUUGCCAAACAUGCUGUGGCCUCAGUGUUGUAUAUUUGUGUAACUUUAUGCCAUAACUGAUGAGCUUUUAUGUCAAUGGUUUGUCACUGUUGAUUCUGUUGGUGUUGAUUAAAACUGUGUUGUGUUGGGUGUGCUGCUCACUUUGUUGUUGUUGUAAAGGUAGGGGUUUAGGACGUGAAGUUUGUGUUGUAACUGUUGUGAAAAUGCGUUCAAAUCAUGACUACUGUGUGCUUAUUGCUGUAAAUAUGCUUUGUUCCUGUAAUGGUCAUUCAGAUGAUUGAGUUUUUGAUUUAAUAAUGCGGUUUCUAGGUCAUGAUGAUAGUGCUAUGUUUGGUGUAAAUUUACGCUUUUUAGAUCAUGAUGAUUGUUUUAUUGAUUUAGUAAUACGCUUUUUAGGUCGUGAUCAUAGUGUUUUGAUUGGUGUAAGUUUUGGUUUUCAGAUCAUGAUCAUAGUGCGGUGAUUGGUGUAAAUUUACGUUUUUAGGUCGUGAUGAUUGUGCUGUUGAUAAAGUCAUGAUAAUAGCUAUAUUAUUUGUGUCAAUUUACGGUUUAUAGGUCAUUAUUUAUGUUUAUAUUGCUAUGAAAUUUUCGGGUUUUGGUUAUUUUUGUUUUCCUCAUAAAUGUGCGAUUUUGAAUGUUUUAUUGAUUUGAAACUCUGAUUAAAUAACAAAUUAGUUAUGCCGUCAUUACCGUAAAUGUAUUGUUUAGGUUUAAAGGAGAAGAAAACAUAACAAUGAUGUCAAAAUUUGAUGAAAGAUCAAAUUAACAAACUUAACAGCAAAUAUGGUCUUUAAUAAUUUUUUUAUUUUUUAUUUUGCAGGCGAAAAGGGUGUUACAAAACUUUUUUGUACGGUGGGUAUUUGGGACCACCUUUUAGUAUUUAUCAUCGUUACAUAAUAUUGUUCUAAAUAAGGAUGUGAUGCCUGUCUAAUAAAUUUAUUUGAAAGUGAAUUUGUAGUUUAUAUCCACACAUAUGUCUUUAAUCUGAAUGAUGAUAAUAUUUAUGAAUAUAUAAAAAUGAAAUAUGAUCAAACUCCAGGUUGAACACAUUUUUUAACUGAAAAGAUCAAAUUCUAGGGCAAAUAUAUUUAUUACACAUGUGUUACAUCCUCAUUUAAAGAAUUAUCACACAAAAACUAUAUAUACCACAAGGUGGUCCAAAAUUCCCCCAUACAAAAUUAUUUUCAAUUGUUUUUUUCUCUUUAAAUAAAAAUUUAAACAAAAAUAUUGAAGACCACAUUUUUAACUAACCUUUCGCACUCUUUCAUCUGAACUUGAUGUAAUUUUGAUGUUUUCUCCACCUUUAAGCUCAGUGUGUUGCUAUUGGUAAACUUUUGCUUUUUUAUGUUAUAAACGCUUACUUCUCCAAAGAUGUUCAUUGUAAUUGCUUUAUUCACAUUGCAAUAUAUUUUUGACACUUAAAUUUAUUUACAAGAACUUAGCGUGGGCAGGUCAGGCAGCAACCUGCGGGUGGCCAUAGAUUUCCCGCGGGACUCUGCCCGGUUUCCUCCCAUCAUAAUACUGUCUGUUGUCCUGUAAGUGAAUAUUGUAAAACACCAAUCAAAUAAUUAAAUAAAUAUUAACGAGAACAAACCUAGUAAAUCCAUUUUAAAUAUACAGGUUAGUAAACACUUAUUUACCUGUUAGAAAUAUGCAAUCUUCCUCGUAGGAUUUUUAGAGCUGUUAAAAAAACAAACUGGCGCAUUUGUUUGAAAAACUCCUAGCAUUUUGGACAUCUUGCAUAUCUGUGUUUUGUGUGACGAUUUUAUAUUAUUAUAAUUGGAGUGGUCAACUUUUUCUAACAUAGAUGGGUUUUUCGAAAUGUAGCUGUAGCUGAAUUAGUCAAGCUGGAUGAGAUGUUAUUGAUAUAUAGGUGAGGUGUUUUUGGUCCUGCCGAUUUUUUUAGUGUUGUAAUGUCACAUUGUAUAGAGCAUGUUGUGUCUGCUGUUAUUGCGGUAAAGACAUGGUUUUAGGUUCUGCUGGAUCCGUUGGUAUUGGAGUAAAGACACGGUUUUAGCAUGCACGCCAGAAGGAAAAAACUUUUGAGAACAUUAUUUCAGCAACCUCUUACUCACGGGUAGAAAGGUAUUACUACAUUCGGUGUCGUGAUUAGAGUUGGAAGAACUUCCUGUGACGCCAGAGUUCCUAAACUCUGAGAGUAUGGUCCAUAAAGCCCAUCUUUGAAUUCAAACCCUUGAACGCCUUUGAUUGGAGUAAACCUUUGACUCUCUUCACAAAAAUUUAAAAAAUCAAUGAAAGUAUAUUUAUGCAUAGUGUUAAAUGGCCUAUUUAGCGAUGCCCACUUCGAUUUUAGGGAUCUUCUCCUUUAACCAAACAGUAUAUUUGUUUCUAGCUAUUAUAAAGGUUUAUUUUGUCCUGUAAGAGAUAGUUGCUAAUCUCUAAAUUUACCUUGUGACAUAUUUUUGAUAUUUACAUUUUAAGAACAAAUCUAAUAAAUCCGGCUAAAAUUGGACUUUUUAUUGACACAAUAAAAACUGGUCUGUUUUUUUUCUUAACUUUGUUAGCCGUUUUGAUUGACCCACAUUUGAUUUCUAUUUUUAAAUAUCAGUCUGUACAUUUAACUGUACGUUUGGUGUCUAAUAUUCCAUCUUUUAGUCGC
Molecule: messenger RNA, 3249 nt
Organism: Liolophura sinensis
Lineage: Eukaryota; Metazoa; Mollusca; Polyplacophora; Chitonida; Chitonidae
Product: receptor-type tyrosine-protein phosphatase C-like
Exons: 5
Coding region: 16-555 (179 amino acids)
Biological process (GO): protein dephosphorylation
Molecular function (GO): protein tyrosine phosphatase activity
Source: RefSeq, a predicted model, not a curated record